Messenger RNA from Sphaeramia orbicularis (orbiculate cardinalfish), 1842 nucleotides. It is a transcript of the gene hs3st1l1, whose product is annotated as heparan sulfate (glucosamine) 3-O-sulfotransferase 1-like1. Gene Ontology annotation, molecular function: [heparan sulfate]-glucosamine 3-sulfotransferase activity. NCBI's taxonomy places the organism in Eukaryota, Metazoa, Chordata, Actinopteri, Kurtiformes, Apogonidae. Bases 505 to 1446 code for a protein of 313 amino acids. The transcript has 2 exons. The record is from RefSeq and is a predicted model, not a curated record.
CUCUCUUGUCUGCUAUGCAAAGCGUCGGCUCGUCCACAACUACACCCGCGUUUCUUUUACUCCUUCCUCUACGUGCGCAGGAGACGGAGUCGAGUUAUCCACUUUGAAUAAACAAGGACUCAGUUCCCUUCCCGGUGUCCGCUUUCAGAUGCAUCAGUGAUGAGAGGGAUCCAGAGGACACACGGAGCCUUUUCUUCACUGUGGACCGGCGGUGCGCAAAAGUGCGCUCCGCGGCUCCGCAUCAUCUCCAUCCACUCCUGAGAUCACCGGAACCCAAGAGGCGCGCGCAGAUCCGCACCGAAAAAGCCCGUACGAGAUGUGCUUUGGACCGCUGAUGAUUUCUUCUCCUCUGGCUCAGAUUCAAUGGCUGACAAAGACUGCAUUUUCCACUGGUCUUGAUACCGCGAAGCUCAGAAAGACCAAUCUCGUUCCCAGUUAAACCACUCUCUGCUCUGCUUGCUCCGCUCUGUCGCUCUGCCAGUCUCCUCUCCUCGGCCCAUCACCAUGGCUUAUUUCCUGGCAUUUGCCUUUUUCCUGGUUCUCCAGACAUACGGCGCCCCUCCUGACUUUCUCCAAGCGGAAUUCGGGAUAACAAUGGAUCCCGUUGACCUUGACCCUGGACUAUCCGCCAACGUCUCUUCGGAUUUUCCUACGUCUCCGCCGCCGGGGACUAGCAAAAGAGCACCGCACAGCAUCAUCAUCGGAGUACGCAAAGGGGGCACGAGAGCGCUGUUGGAAAUGCUAGAUAUACACCCUGAGGUCGCUGCCGCCGCCACCGAGGUGCACUUCUUCGACUGGGAUGAGAAUUACGCCAAGGGAUUCGAGUGGUACCGUGAGCUGAUGCCCUACUCUUACCCCAACCAGAUCACAGUGGAGAAAACUCCCGGCUACUUUACAUCCGCCCUCGCCCCUGAACGCAUCUGUGCCAUGAACUCAUCCAUAAAGCUGCUACUGAUCUUGCGAGACCCAGCAGAGCGGGUCGUCUCCGAUUACACCCAGGUGUACUUUAACCGGCUAGAAAACCACAAGCCGGUGCAGGCCAUCGAGAACCUUCUUGUGCGUAACGGAGCCCUAAAUAUUCGCUAUAAGGCCAUUCAGAGGAGCCUCUACGACGUCCACAUGCGCAAUUGGCUGCGUCACUUCCCUCUGGAGCAGAUACACAUCGUAGACGGGGACGCUCUGAUCCGUGACCCCCUGCCGGAGCUUCAGAAAGUGGAACGCUUCCUCAAUUUGCCUCCCAGGAUAGUAUCCUCCAACUUCUACUUCAACCAGACCAAAGGCUUUUACUGUAUCCGAAGUGACGGCCGGGAGCGUUGUCUGCACGAGUCUAAGGGACGUCCCCACCCGGCGGUCAACAGCACCGUCCUCCAGCAGCUCCGGUCCUACCUACAGGAACACAACAGAACCUUCUUCAGGCUGGUGAAGCGUACCUUUGACUGGCAAUGAGGAAUCCGGAUCAAAAAAUACCUGACUCAAAGGAGCCUUGUCUACCUUGUCUGUGAUGAGCGCUCAAAGGGGGAAUAAAGCACUUUACAGAAAUGACAUUUCAAAUCCCCUUUGAAUUGCCUCUAAAAUAUCACUGUUGUGAUCCCUGGUUUCAGCACCGACAGUUCCGUAUUUACAUGAUAAGGCAAAAAUAUUAAAAAUUGUAACUAGAGGCGUAAGAUUAAAUGAAAGAAACUCCAAGCUUAAUAAGUCAUUCUCUCUGUGCUGGAAGCAUUUCAGUGAUCAAACUACAGCAAAAACAAGUUUAUGGGACUGAUGAACUUUUUUUUUUCUCCUCUCUCUUGUUUGAUAUUCUCGUUCUUGAUAAUAAAUUGUUCUGCUUUCAAAUGUACCGGA